AUGUUCUACCCUUGCCGGUUGGCGCUCUGCCAGCCAAUUACUGGUGCAGCCGGAUCAGGCAGCCAAUGGCUGCCCGCCUCCGCGCGCCUGCCCGCGUCGGUUGCCGCUGUGCGCCUCGCUGCUCGCGGGAAACGGAGAUGGAUUGGCGCAAGCGGGGGCCAAUGGGCGGUGCGCGCGAGGAGCGGGGCCAAUGAGCGUCCCGGAGGCGGGGCGGGCGCCGCGGCGGGCGGCUGCGAGGAGCGGCCGGUGGUGGCGGCGGCAGCGGGUGGCGGCAGCGGUCAGCGGUCGGCCAUGGCGGAGGCAGAGGCCGGCGGCGACGAAGCCCGCUGCGUGCGGCUGAACGCCGAGCGGGCCAGGUUGCUGCUGGCCGACGUGGACACGCUGCUGUUCGAUUGCGAUGGCGUGCUGUGGCGCGGCGAGACGGCCGUGCCGGGCGCGCCGGAGACUCUGCGGGCUCUGCGGGCCCGCGGCAAGCGACUGGGCUUCAUCACCAACAACAGCAGCAAGACUCGCACGGCCUACGCGGAGAAGCUGAGGCGCUUGGGUUUCGGCGGCCCGGCGGGACCCGAAGCGGGCCUCGAGGUCUUCGGCACGGCCUAUUGCAGCGCGCUCUAUCUGCGCCAACGCCUGGCCGGCGUGCCGGACCCCAAGGCCUACGUGCUGGGCAGCCCGGCCUUAGCCGCCGAGCUGGAGGCCGUGGGUGUCGCUAGCGUGGGCGUGGGCCCGGACGUGCUUCACGGCGAUGGCCCAAGCGACUGGCUAGCCGUGCCGCUCGAACCCGACGUGCGCGCGGUGGUGGUGGGCUUCGACCCACACUUCAGCUACAUGAAGCUCACCAAGGCCGUGCGGUACCUGCAGCAGCCCGACUGUCUGCUCGUGGGCACCAACAUGGACAACCGGCUCCCGCUAGAGAACGGCCGUUUCAUUGCGGGUACCGGCUGUCUGGUGCGAGCCGUGGAGAUGGCCGCCCAGCGCCAGGCGGACAUCAUCGGGAAGCCUAGCCGCUUCAUCUUCGACUGCGUGUCCCAGGAGUAUGGGAUCAACCCGGAGCGCACCGUCAUGGUGGGAGACCGCCUGGACACAGACAUCCUCCUGGGCUCCACCUGUAGCCUGAAGACUAUCCUGACCCUCACCGGAGUUUCCAGUCUUGAGGACGUGAAGAGCAAUCAGGAAAGUGACUGCAUGUUCAAGAAGAAAAUGGUCCCUGACUUCUAUGUUGACAGCAUAGCCGACCUCCUGCCUGCCCUUCAAGGUUAAAGAUCUAGUGUCUUUAAUCUCUGGAAUAAAAAAAAAAGAAAAAGAAAA
Mastomys coucha (southern multimammate mouse) is the source of this 1305-nucleotide messenger RNA. It is a transcript of the gene Pgp, whose product is annotated as phosphoglycolate phosphatase. The coding region runs from base 1 to 1257 and encodes 418 amino acids. Gene Ontology annotation, molecular function: sn-glycerol 3-phosphatase activity. The transcript has 2 exons. Gene Ontology annotation, cellular component: cytoplasm. Lineage: Eukaryota; Metazoa; Chordata; Mammalia; Rodentia; Muridae. The record is from RefSeq and is a predicted model, not a curated record.